AUGCUGAGAAAACCGCCGUCUCAUGAGACCAACGCGCCUCGGAGGGAGGUGUAUGUCGACGACGCCGAUGAGGGCGACGAUAAUAUUCCUCGUACAGCUAGCCCACAAAAAUUAUCAACUACACGGAAACAGCCGCAAAAGCCUAGGCGUCGACCAGCGCCAACGUCCCCCAAAAAUCCAUUCAGCUCUCAUUUAGAUUCUCUCUUUCCUGGUCUUGCAUUCCCUCCUGAGCUGGCGCAGCGGAUACUUACGCACGCGAGUCAUCCUGCCGCUGCGCAAGGACACAAUGGCGGGCUCAGUUUCAUCGGCCGACGUACACUCGAGACAUAUCUUCUUCUCCUUCUCAGUACUUCGCCUGAGUUGCACCCAUCAGAUGACUUGGAAGUAAUCGUUGCACGGACGCUGAAUACAUAUCUAUUGGGAGAGCACGUCGGGCGGGAAUGGGGAGUAGGGAGUAUCAUGCGAUGGGUUCCUGCUGUGCCAAAAUUUGGAUCUGUGGAAGGCCCAAGCUCUAGUCUUGGGCUCUGGAAGGUGCAAGGUGACACCGUCAGUGCUGUGGUUGGUGGUGUUUUCAGGCAGUUUGGCGCAUCGACGGCACAUCGUGUAUUCCACACACGACUGCUACCUCAUCUGCUGAUUGAUGAGCAAGUGGGGCUGCCAAUGCGGUUCCACGGCGAUGCUAAGGCAGCGUGCAAUCGGAUGGGUGGGAUGCAGGGCCCCCUGGUAGCUGGCCAGUUGAACGACAGGGUUGUCGCUGAAGAGCUGAGUGGCCUAGAAACAACGACAGGGAGGAAGGCGACUAAGCUAACGUGA
Desarmillaria tabescens is the source of this 813-nucleotide messenger RNA. RefSeq names its product ribonuclease-III-like-domain-containing protein. Gene Ontology annotation, molecular function: ribonuclease III activity; structural constituent of ribosome. Gene Ontology annotation, biological process: RNA processing; mitochondrial translation. Gene Ontology annotation, cellular component: mitochondrial large ribosomal subunit. NCBI's taxonomy places the organism in Eukaryota, Fungi, Basidiomycota, Agaricomycetes, Agaricales, Physalacriaceae. The record is from RefSeq and is a predicted model, not a curated record. Bases 1 to 813 code for a protein of 270 amino acids. The transcript has 3 exons.